AUGUGUCUGGUUGGUGGAGAUGAAAAUCAGGGUGCUGUUUUUCUACGUGAGUUUACAUUGAUUCGAAGAGAGAGCCUCAAUGAAGAUUUCCUUUCAGAUUUGCUGAAUCAUAAUCACAAAAUUGAUGAUCCGAGUUCUCGGACUGCUCGGUCGGAGGAGGACCGAGAUACCCUCUGGGAUGCUUGGGGUUCAUGGAGUGACUGUUCUCGUACUUGUGGGGGAGGUGCUUCUUACUCCCUGAGACGCUGCCUGAGCAGCAAGAGCUGUGAGGGGCGAAAUAUCAGAUACAGGACAUGCAGCAAUGUGGACUGCCCUCCAGAAGCCGGUGAUUUUCGUACCCAGCAGUGUUCAGCACAUAAUGAUGUCAAGUAUCAGGGACAAUUUUAUGAAUGGCUUCCUGUCUCUAAUGAUCCUGACAACCCAUGCUCAUUAAAGUGCCAGGCCAAAGGGACAACUCUGGUUGUGGAACUGGCACCUAAAGUCUUGGAUGGGACCCGAUGUUACACUGAAUCACUGGAUAUGUGCAUCAGUGGCUUGUGCCAGAUUGUUGGCUGUGAUCACCAGUUGGGAAGCACUGUGAAGGAAGAUAACUGUGGGGUCUGUGAUGGAGAUGGGUCCACCUGCCGGCUUGUUCGAGGCCAAUAUAAAUCUCAGCUCUUGGCAACUAAACCGGAGGAUACUGUGGUUGCUAUUCCCUAUGGAAGUCGGCAUGUUCGCCUGGUGCUGAAAGGGCCUGGCCAUUUACAUUUAGAAACCAAGACUCUGCAAGGUGUGAAAGGUGAAAACAGCCUCAGCUCCACAGGCUCCUUUCUUGUAGAAAAUUCUAGUGUUGACUUCCAGAAGUUUCCAGACAAGGAGAUACUGAGGAUGUCAGGCCCUCUCACUGCAGAUUUCACUGUCAAGGUUCUUUAUGCUGGUGCUGCAGACAGUACGGUUCAGUUUAUUUUCUAUCAACCUAUUAUUCACCGGUGGAGAGAAACUGAUUUCUUUCCUUGUUCUGCUUCAUGUGGUGGAGGUUAUCAGCUGACUUCUGCUGAGUGCUAUGAUCUGAGAAGCAAUCGAGUGGUGGCUGAUCAGUAUUGCCACUACUACCCUGAAAAUGUUAAGCCAAAGCCCAAGCUUCAAGAGUGCAACCAGGACCCUUGUCCUGCAAGUGAUGGAUACAAACAGAUCAUGCCCUAUGACCUCUACCAUCCACUUCCUAGGUGGGAAAGCACUCCAUGGACUGCCUGCUCCUCCUCUUGUGGAGGAGGCAUUCAGAGCCGCACAGUCUCUUGUGUGGAAGAGGACAUCCAGGGCCUUGUCAGCUCUGUGGAAGAGUGGAAGUGCAUGUACACUCCAAAGAUGCCUAUAGUCCAGCCCUGCAACAUUUUUGAUUGUCCCAAGUGGCUGGCGCAGGAGUGGUCUCCGUGCACUGUAACAUGUGGCCAAGGCCUGAGGUACCGAGUGGUUCUAUGCAUUGAUCACAGAGGGAUGCAUACUGGCGGCUGCAGUCCUAAAACAAAGCCUCAUAUCAAAGAAGAAUGUAUCAUUCCUACACCCUGCUACAAGCCUAAAGAGAAGCUUCCUGUUGAAGCUAAACUACCAUGGUACAAGCAAGCCCAGGAACUGGAAGAAGGAUCAGUGGUAUCAGAAGAACCAACGUUUAUUCCUGACCCCUGGUCUUCCUGCAGCGUGACCUGUGGGGUGGGCAUCCAAGUGCGUUUGGUAAAGUGCCAGGUGCUACUCUCCUUUUCUCAGUCAGUAGCUGAUUUACCCAUCGAUGAAUGUGAAGGGUCCAAGCCAGUCUCAGAACGAGCUUGUUAUGGUGGACCCUGCAACGGGGACACUGGCGAAUAUAGUCCCGAAGAGACCCAUCUCUUGUAUGGCGGCACACAGGAUUUUGAUGAACUCUAUGAUUGGGAGUAUGAAGGCUUCACAGAAUGCUCUGAGUCUUGUGGAGGAGGUCUCCAAGAAGCAGUUGUGACUUGCCUAAAUAAACAGACCAGAGAGUUUGCGGGUGAAGAUCUGUGUGUGACCAGUCGGCGUCCCCCAUGGUUGUUGAAAGCCUGUAACUUGGAUCCUUGUCCCCCGAGGUGGGAGAUGGGGAAGUGGAGCUCUUGCAGUCUUACCUGUGGUGUAGGACUGCAGACCCGUGAUGUCUUCUGUUCUCACCUCCUCUCAAGAGAGACCAAUGAGACGGUGAUUUUGGCAGAUGAACUGUGUCACAAGCCUAAACCCACCAUGGUGAAAGCCUGUAAUCGUUUUGACUGCCCCGCAUCUUGGUAUCCUUCAGAAUGGCAACAGUGUUCCAGGACGUGUGGGGGUGGCACCAAGAAGCGGGAAGUACUCUGCAAGCAGCGGAUGGCUGAUGGAAGUUUCCUAGAGCUUCCAGACACAUUCUGUUCCACUUUGAGGCCAGCUUCUGAACAAGCCUGCAAAAACGAGAACUGCACCCCCGAGUGGCUUCUCUCAGACUGGACGCAGUGUUCGGUGAGUUGUGGUGAGGGAACCCAAACACGAAAUGCUAUUUGCAGGAAAAUGCUGAGCACGGGACUGUCUGCCAUCAUCAACUCGUCGCUGUGCCCUCCUUUGCCAUUCUCGUCUUUGGUGAGACCAUGUGCACUAGCUACAUGUGCUAGACACCAGAGACCAACUCAGAAACAACCGCCCCUUAUAAUGGCCCAAAAGAAAGUUUUCAUCCAAACAAGGAAGCAGAAGAAACUACACUUUAUUGUUGGUGGAUACGCUUACUUGCUCCCCAAAACGUCCAUCAUCCUUCGAUGUCCUGUGAGAAGGUUCCGGAAACCAAUGAUCACGUGGGAGAAAGAUGGCAAACGACUCAUCAGCUCAGUUCAUGUCACUAUUGCUCCGUAUGGCUACAUGAAGAUCCAUAGAUUGAAGCCCUCUGAUACAGGAACGUAUACUUGCACUGCAGGGCCAGCUCAGGAACACUUUGUGAUUAAACUAAUUGGAGGACACAACAAACGUAUUGACGCUCUGUCCGCUGCGAUAAAGGAAGAAGAAGCCCCAAAGAAGACCAGUUUGAAUGAUGCCUUGCAUGCCCAGGAAAAGCAUCAGAACGGAGUUCUCUUCAAUGGAAGCAAGACCGAGAAACGAGGACUUAUUACUGAUUCCAGCAGUCGAUAUGAUGAUGUUGUCUCGAGACUUCUGGAAUACAGAGGCUGGCCUCAUAACAAUGCCAAUUCAGGGGAAACUCAAGACUCCAGUGAGAGAAACAUCUCUUCUGAGGAAGAUCUAGGCCAGGAGUACAACAUUCCUUUCACCAUGGUAGCCAGUCAGGAUCAUUUGGACGGCAUCCUAGGGAACUUAUCUCAACUGCCCGAUGAACUUAAGGAUGGCUAUAGAAAGCAGCUCAUUGCACAGCUUGCCCAUGACAUCUUCAAUAGCCAUUUGGAACAUCAGGAGUCUUUUUUCAAAGCUCAUGGCACAAGAGUCAGUUCUGCUUCAGUGGAGUUCCCAUUCAGUAAGCAAGUUUCUGGGUUUGCCAGCUCCUUAAGAGCUUCUUCUGCCGAAGCGCAUUUGUCAACAUCAGCAGAACUCAUCAAUGGCCCCCACAGGCCUCCCAAAAAACCAGCGAUCCUCAAGAAGAUCUCUGCAGCACAGCAGCUCUCAGCAUCCGAAGUGGUCACCCAUCUAGGACAUACUGUAGUCCUAGCCAGUGGGACCUUGAGCGUACUGCUUCACUGUGAAGCUGCUGGAAACCCAAAGCCCACCAUUAGCUGGGCGAAGAAUGGAGAGGUUGUGAAUUUCAAUGACAGGAUUCUUCUUCAGCCAGAUGACUCCUUGCAGAUCCUGGAGCCAGUUGAAGCUGAUGUUGGCUUCUACACCUGCAAUGCAACUAAUGCAUUGGGAUCUGACUCUGUUUCCAUUGCUGUCACAUUAGCAGGGAAACCACUGAUUAAAACAUCAAGAGCAACUCUGAUCAACAAGGAUUCGCUUACCAUCACUGUUGAUAUUGGAGGCAUAGUGAAAACAAUCCCCAGAGUAAAUGUGACCAUUAGCUGCCAAGUUGCAGGUGUACCCGAAGCAGAGCUCACUUGGUUCAGGAAUAAGAUCAAGCUUGCCCCUGGCCAUCAUCUGCAUGAUGGGUCAUUGCUGAUUGCAAACAUCUCUUUCUCCGAUCAAGGGCUAUACUCUUGCAAGGCAGCCAACAUCCGUGGGGAGAUUACUGAAAGCACACAGCUAUUGGUGUUGGACCCACCACAACUGCCUCAUCGAUCAGAAGACAUGGCAGCCACAUUGUCUCUUGCGGGGCCUGGCAUUCCUUCUGUGAUAACGUCUCCUUCAGGAACCAGAAAAGUGCUCAGCGCUGGGAGUUCUGUCCUCAUAGGCUGCCCAGUGGAUGGUCAUCCGACCCCUAACAUCACUUGGUUAUAUGCUGGUCAACCCAUCAGUAUGCCCCACCAUGUGCUGGCAACUGGUCAGAUUCUUCAGAUACUGAACAUUAGCAAUGAUUAUCAGGGUGAAAUCAACUGCGUGGCUCAAAAUGAGGCAGGCUUCCUCAUACAAAAAACCUCCUUGAUAAUUCAAGACUACUGGUGGUCCAUGGACAAGAUGUCACCCUGUUCAGCCUCUUGUGGUAACAAGGGAAUACAACAUCAUCAGCUGAGAUGCUUACUUGAUAAAACCCAAGUCAACAUAUCUCAUUGCCUGGAGAAGCCCAAACCAAAUCUACAACCCAUUGCUUGUAACAGAAGAGACUGCCCUUCAAGAUGGAUGGUGACAUCAUGGUCCCAUUGUACACAGAGCUGUGGUGGAGGCAUUCAAACCCGGCGAGUGACAUGCCAGAAACUGACAGCUACAGGCAACUCAGUCCCUAUGUCCAAUGAUGCAUGUGCUCAGGUUGCCAAGCGCCCUGUAGAUACCCAGAGCUGUAACAGACAGCUGUGUGUGGAAUGGGCCACUUCUGCUUGGGGACAGUGUAAUGGCCCAUGUGUUGGAUCAAGACUGGCAGUACAGCACAGACAGGUUUUCUGCCAGACCAGGGAUGGAAUAUCUGUAUCUGCAGACCAGUGCGGCUCCCUGCCAAGGCCAUUAAGCACACAGAACUGCUGGACAGAUGCUUGCGGUGUACACUGGAGGGUCAGUUUGUGGACUCUGUGUACAGCUACCUGUGGGAACUAUGGCUUCCAAUCAAGACGAGUAGAGUGUGUGCGUGUUCACACCAACAAACCUGUGCAAGAGCACUUAUGUUCCUGGAGACCAAGACCUGCUAACUGGCAGCGCUGCAACAUCACCCCAUGCGAAAACAUCGAGUGCAGAGACACCACCAGGUACUGUGAGAAGGUGAAACAGCUGAAGCUCUGCCAGCUCACGCAGUUCAAAUCACGCUGCUGUGGGACGUGUGGAAAAGCAUGAAGAAGGGCAGCGGACACUAGGAUGAAUUUGGCACCCACCAGCCUUGCUCUGACUUGUUAUGAGAAGGGCUCCUGG
This is a messenger RNA of Euleptes europaea (tarantolino), 5436 nucleotides long. It is a transcript of the gene ADAMTSL1, whose product is annotated as ADAMTS like 1. The record is from RefSeq and is a predicted model, not a curated record. The coding region runs from base 1 to 5361 and encodes 1786 amino acids. Gene Ontology annotation, molecular function: metalloendopeptidase activity. Gene Ontology annotation, cellular component: extracellular matrix. Lineage: Eukaryota; Metazoa; Chordata; Lepidosauria; Squamata; Sphaerodactylidae. Gene Ontology annotation, biological process: extracellular matrix organization. The transcript is spliced from 30 exons.